This is a messenger RNA of Suillus subaureus, 894 nucleotides long. RefSeq lists its product as uncharacterized. NCBI's taxonomy places the organism in Eukaryota, Fungi, Basidiomycota, Agaricomycetes, Boletales, Suillaceae. The record is from RefSeq and is a predicted model, not a curated record. Bases 1 to 894 code for a protein of 297 amino acids. Gene Ontology annotation, molecular function: protein binding. The transcript has 5 exons.
AUGGCGAAUUUCAGAGUGUGGGAUGUGAAGAGCGGAGAAAGCAUCGUCGAGUCAAUCGACACAGAGGAAUUCACGCGUUACAUGGAAGGGGUUUGCUACUCACCGGACGCCAAGAUGAUUGCCACAGGCGGGAAAUGGCUGAAAAUCUGGGAUGCCAACACAGGCGAACUACUCAAAAAAUUCCACCUGGAUGGAAAAUUCCUUGUCACUGGCUGCUACGACAACGACCUAUACAUAUGGGAUGUUUCCGCCAUCGUCAAAGAAGCUGGCCUUCUUUCAGAUAUCGUCGAUGCUACACCGCAACCAGCCUCAAAGUUGAAAGGUGCUCCUCGAAUACCUCCAGGGUUCUUCGACGAUGCACAACGAGAGGCUAAUUUACCCACUCAAUCCCAUGAGCCACAUAACCACGCCACUCCAGUACCACGUCAACGCGCCCUCAGUCGUUUUUUCUCAUUUUUGCGCCGCUUCAAGCCACAUAGGGAAACUGUGCCAGAUACCCAAUCCAGAUCCCACUUUCUCAGUUGGACUCGGAACCUAGUAUCUGGUAUACCACGCAGACGAGAUGGAUCGGACAUCCAAUUGCAAGAGGUCAGGGUUCCUCACACAUGGGCAAAGCCUAGGUACUAUCACGCAACAGGGAAGAAAGCUUCCAGCUCGUCUCGACCUCCCAAUACUCGUACCACGCAGCAAACCAACGUAGCAACCCAGAGUAUGCUGCCAUCAUCACCGCAACCAUCUCCUACUGUCACUGCUUCAACACCUCCCGCCAUUGCUGGCACCCUGGGGACAAUUGGAGCACCCUCAUAUCCUCAUGUUGCCAUUGCUGGAUGGCGCGCUCGUUUUGUGGGCUGGCUUUGCUUCGUGCCCGUUCAGAACAUAAACAGUCAGCCAUAG